Messenger RNA from Pogona vitticeps (central bearded dragon), 8568 nucleotides. Lineage: Eukaryota; Metazoa; Chordata; Lepidosauria; Squamata; Agamidae. The record is from RefSeq and is a predicted model, not a curated record.
CCUCCCCUUCGGUGCCUCCUCUCCAGAUUUUAAGCCCUAAUGACGGAUUAAAAAUCUGGCGCCCUGAAACUGUGGCUUUAGAAGUCCGGUUGACAGAUAACCUGGCAAAGCUCAAAGAUGUCGCUUCACAACACGAGAGCCUCAGCUCUCCUUGCCUGGGUGAACAGCCUGAAGCUGGGUGAAACCUUGAAUUCGUUAGCUCAGCUCCAGGACUGUGGCAUCUUCAUCAAGAUCAUCAACAAAAUCCAUGGCACUGAAGAGGAACAGGCCGCUUUGCAGCAAAGCAUGCCCGACCGAGUGGCCUACAUUGUCAGCUUCCUUGAAAAACAUUGUAAGCACAAAUCCACCACCCAGAGACUGGUAUCCGAAGAGAAACUUUUGGCAGCUGAAGAACUGGAACUAGCAAAGGUGGCCAUGCUGCUGCUCUACUGUGCUUCUAUGAGUGAUAAGAUUCCAAGGGAAUGGGCGGCUGUCGAGUAUGACCUCCAGGCAGAAAUGGCUGAAUUCCUGAACUUUAUGCUGUACAAUGAAGAGUGCCUCAGUGACAAUCUGGAGAUCUUUCUUCAAAAGAAAAUGCCACAGUCAUCAAGCGUCUCGAGCACCAGCUCGGAGGAAAGCACCCCCCCGAAGCAACAGGUGUCCUUCUUGAAGCUGCAGAAGAUUGCCUCUUCGUCCAGUCUGAACAAGCCACUCCCUGGGUCAUCUGCCUCUCCCAUGGGCGACAUCAUGCAGACUCCUCAGUUUCAAAUUAGGAGGCUGAAGAAGUUGCUAGAAGCAGAGCGAGAGAACCGAGAUGAACUAGAGCAUGAGUUGGCGGAGAAUCGGAAGCUCAUUGAUGAGAAAGAUACAAGAAUCCUGGUCAUGAAGCAACGGAUCGACCGCCUGACUCUCCUCCAUGAGAGACAAGCUGCUGAUCAGCUGGAGCCCAAGGAAAUGGAGGAGCUCCGAGAAAAGAAUGAAAGUCUCCUCCUGCGCCUGCAUGAGACGCUGAAGCAGUGCCAAGACCUGAAAACUGAAAAAGGCCAGAUGGACCGGAAGAUCAACCAGCUCUCAGAGGAGAACGGGGAUCUCACCUCCAGGCUGCGGGAAUUUGCUCGCACCGGCACGGAACUGCAAGAGACCGUGAAUGGGAUCUCUGAAGAAUAUCACACUGCUUUGAGGGAGUGGGAGGAGAAGAGGAGCCGUCUGGAAACGGAACUCCACACUGCCCUCAGUGAGAAGAGGUGCUUGGAAGAGAAAGUCGAGAUUUUGCAAGGGAAGGUCUCCCUGCUGGAGGACCAGCUGACCAAGCUGACCGAGAGCAGCUCCCUGACAGAAAAGGGCGAGGUCAUGGGCGAUGUCUUAAAGUUUGAAGACCUGAAUCAACAAGUGGCUCAACUCGGUGGCAAGCAAGCGGAACUUCAGGCAGCCAUUCUCCGUCUUGAAGAGGAGAAGCAUGUGCUCGAGGCCACCCUUCAGUCAGAAAGGGGAAGCUUUGAAGCAGAGAAGCUCCAGCUCACAGGCCUCCUUACGGAUCUGCAGAAUUCUCUCUCCGAGAUCUCUCGGGCCAAGGAGAAGCUGGAGCAGGACCUGCAGGCACAAGACACCUGCCUAAUGGCUCAGGUCAAUGCCCUGACCGCCAAGAUCACAAACCUGACCGGCUGCCUUCAGCAGAAGGAUGAGGAACUUCUUGCUUUGCACCGGCAGGUGGAAGCCGAGCGGUUGCAGAAAAGCCAGUUGGCAGAAGACAUGCAAAAAAAGGAGCAAGUGUCAAGUGCAGCCUUUCAAGAGCUGACCCUCCAGGUCAACCAGCUAAAUAAUGCCCUGAAGCAGAGUGGUGAGAAGCUGGCACAAGUGGAAGUGGCUGGUCAGGAAGAGUACAACAGGGUGGCCCAGGAAAAGGAGCUGGCCCUGAGGCAGCUCCAGCAGAAGGAGACCGAGCUCUCUGCCCUGACUGAGCAUCUGAAGUCUCUGGAGCAAGCUCACAGCACCUCUGCUACGGAGGCUCAGAGGGAGAAGACUGAACUCAGCCAGAAGGUCCAGGAACUGGAUGCCAGAAUUUUGGCCCUUAGUGCUCAGUGCCAGCAAAAUGAGGCCCAAGUGGGAGCCAUACCAGCACUAAAGAACCAGUUGCGAGAGGCCCAACAGAAACUCGCUGAGAAGGAGAAGCUGGCCAAGGAGAACACCCGUCUCCAGGAGCGGCUGCUGAUCCUGGAGGAGUCUGUCCGCAACACGGAAGGCAUCUUGGAGGACGAGAAAAGGAGGGCAGCAGAGUCUCUGGAGAGCAAUCUGCGGCGGAUCGCGGAGCUGGACGAGCAGAUCCAGGAACUGACCAAGCACCGGGACCAGGCUGUGCAGGAAAUGGAAGAGGAGAAGGCCAGGAGGCAAGUUUUGGAAGCACACGUGCAGCUCCUGCAAGAGGAAUCCAGGAUCAAAGUGGAGGAGCUUCAGAAGCAACUGAUGGCCUUGUCCUCUCCUGCUGGAGGAGAGAGAGGAGACUGUGUGAAGCUGGAGGAGAAGGUCCGAUGCCUCAGCACGGAGCGGGAGCAGGCCGAGCAAAAGCUGAAGGCUGAGCAGGAGAAGGGAGCCAUGCUGGAAGCCCAGAUAAAGCAUCUGAACGCCAAACACAAAGAAACCCUGGCUCAGCUCCAAGCUGAGAUGUCUCGUUCUGCUUCCCAGGUCAAGGAGAAAGAGGAGGCAGAGAAGAAGCUGAAGGCUGAAUUUGCUUCUUUGCAGGAGGAGCUGGCAGCCGCUCGCCAGAAGGCCACUGAGAGCCUGGCACAAGCCAAAAAGGAUGAGCACAAGGCAGCCCAGGCCCUUGAAGCAGCCAACCGAGAGCUGACCGAGGAGAGACACAGAAGAUCAGAGUUGGAGGCCAGAGUGAAGCAGCUGGGAGAGCAGAGCCACAAAGACCGGGCCGCAGCAGAGUCAAAUGUGUCCAACGUUAGGUCCACCCUGAAGGAGAAAGAGAAGGAAGUGGAACAGCUCUCUAGCCAGGUGAAGUCACUGAGAGCCAAGCUAGAGGAGGCCACCCAGCAGCAGAAACGCGAGCUAGCUCGCUGUGAGGAAGAAGCAAAGCGACUGGCGGCUGAGAAGGAGCAAGCCACAGCUGAGCUGGCGGCUGAGAAGGCCGGCAAGACUGCCCUGGAGGUGCAGCUGCAGAACAUCACCAAUGAGCACCGGGUGGAGGUCUCUGGUCUCCAGGAAGAGGUGACCAGAGCCCAGGACCUGCUGGGGGAGAAAGAGCGGGAGCUGGAAGAGCUGCGCCUGAAGAACGUCUCCCGCAGCGAGGAGCUGAGGGACCUCCAGAAGACAGUCAGCAAGCUGAAGGGCGAGCUGGCCGCAGUGGAGGCUCUGAAGGAGAGGGAAGCCAAAAUGGAGCAUGAGCUGCAGGGCUUCCUGGAAGUCACCAGGACUCAGGAGGCCGAGAUGGACAGCCUGAAAUCCACGAUUCAGUCCAGGGACCUUUUGCUCAAGAACCUGGAGGAGGAGAAACGCCACUUGGAGCGGGAGCGGGCUUCUAGUCGGGAGAACCACGAGAAGCAGCUGAAGGAGUGCGAGGCCCUCCGCGGCCAGGUGGGGAAGCUGGAACGGCAGUGCCGAGAGCAGCAGAGCACCCUGGCCAGGCUGGAGAAGGUGGUGGCUGCCUCGGAGCAACAGCAGCAAACCGAGGCGGAGGCCUUAAAGCAGGACAUAGCACAGCACAAGCAGAGAGCCUCUGAGCUGGAGAAGCUUCUGGAAGCUUCCAGGUCCACCCAGGAGGUCACGGUUGAGAAACUGAAGAGGGAACUACUUGAAAAGGGAGAACAGCUGGCCCAGAGCCGAGAGGCGGUUUCAAGAGCAGAGAAGGAGCUGGCUUCUCUGCGCGCGUCGGCUCAGGAGAAGGGCAGGUCGGAAGAGAGCUGGAAGGAGGAAAUGUCACGCUGCCGCCAAGAGGCCGAGAGGAAGGCCAGCAUCAUUGGCAGCCUGGAGCAGGAGAUGUCCAUCAUGCACAGGCAGCUGCUGGAGAAGGAAGCCGAGAGCAAGGACCUCAGGCGGCUGGUCAUGGCGGAGUCGGAGAAGAGCAAGAAGCUGGAGGAGAGGCUGCGGCUCCUCCAGUCCGAGAUGGCCACUGCGGCUUCUCGAGCGGUGGAGAGAUGCUCGGCCAUGAAAGUGGAAGCCCAGACCUUCCAGGAGCAGGCGGAAAAAAUGAGGGUUUCCGUGGAGGCCAUGAAGAAGGAGCUGAACGUCUGCUCCAAGCGGGAGGAGGAUCUCUGCAAAGAGCUGAAGUCCUGGCAGGAGAAGGUCUUCCAGAAGGACCAGCUCCUCUCCUCCCGGCAACAGGAGCUUGUCAACGCCCAGGCCUUGAUUGGGGAGCUGAUGCCCAUCAAGGGUCUCUACCAGCAGCUACAGGUGGAGCAGGCCUCCCAAGAGAGCAAGCACCGGGAGGAGGCGGAACAGAUGCAGGAGGCGGCAGGGGUCCUGCAGGCCGAGCUGGCCCGAGCCAAACUGGAGCUCUCUGAGCUGCUGUCCCUCAAGGAGAGGUGCCUCGAGCAAGAACGCGCCGUCCAGCAGCUGCAGGUGGAGAACGGGAGCUACGCGGAGCGCCUGGCCACGCUCCAGCGGGCCCACGCUCAGCUGGCCGAGGAGAACCGGGUGCUCAGCGAAAGGUCCAGCCAUGGGCUGCAGCGCCUGGAUGUGGAGCUGGCCCAGGCCAAGCAGAAGUACGCCCAGGAGCUGGAGGCAGCUAAGGCAGACUCUGAGAAACUGGUGGCAGUGAGCCAGCGGGAGGCCAAGGAGGCCCAGAGGAAGCUGGAGGCCGUGACCAGCAAGUACGAGGAGGCCAAGCAGAAGCUGCUGGUGCAGGUGGAGCAGCUAGAGGUAUAUCAGAAAGAGCAAGCUAAGCAGGUAGAUGAACUAAAGCAAAAGCUGGCUCAGCAAGAGAAGGCCGUCCAGACUCAGCAGCAGAAGGCUCAGGUGCGUGAAGAGGAGUUGCAGACCGCGGCUGGGCAUCUGAAGGAGAAGAUGGCUGAGCUGCAGGCUCAGCUUGCCCAGAAGGAGAAGGCCAGUGAGCAUUACAAGGCCCAGAUGGAGAAGGCCAAAACACAUUACGCUGCAAAGAAGCAGGAGAAUCAGGAGCUGCUGAAGAAGCUGAAGGGCCUGGAGCAGCUGGAGAAGGAGAACGCGGAUCUGAAGGCCGAUUCUGAACGGGUGGGGAAAGAGCUGCAGCAAACCCUCAUGCAGGCCAAGGAGUCAGAGCUCAGCUGCAAGAACCUCGCCAGCCGGGUCCGCGCCUUGGAGGCCCAGGUGGAGUUUGCCGACCGGCAGCUGCGAGAGCAGGGCAAGUUCCAGGUGGCCAAGGACACAUUGAAGAGCCGUGAGACCUACAGGCAGAGCCUGGCUGACCUCAGCACAGACAGCCUUGAUCUGAGUACCAGCGAUGAAGCACAGCCACUCAACUCCACCAGGAAGACGCGGCGUUCCCUUUCUGAGUCUGGGACCACGGAGUCGUCCAAGGCCUCCCAUCCGCUGCCUCGUAAGAUGGAGUCCCUGGAGAGUCUCUAUUUCACACCCAUUCCCACCCGCACCCGGUCCAAGCUGGAGAACAGUGUGGGCUCCGUGAGCGACGUUUCCUUCGAGUCAGGGCGGAAAAGCGUCUCCGGCCGCCGGCGCACCACACAGGUCAUCAACAUCACCAUGACCAAAAAGCACACUGAGCCGGUGGCUCCCAGCAGUGCCAACGAGUCGUUCUUCAGCAUAGAGUCCCCGGGGUCUCAGGCCAGCCACGAGACGGUCAAGACCCGCCUGCGCUCUGCCACUUCUGCCUCCACGUGCUCCCUCACCAGCCUCCCCUCUCAGGAAUCUCUCCCUCGGCUGGGUGCCUCCUCCCCCAACGACGCUGCCAGCAACGCCACUUUGAUGAGCCUGCCGGGCUAUCGGCCUGCCACCCGCAGCUCCGCGAGACACUCGCAAGCGAGCAUGGGGCGCCGCAGCAGCAGCUUCUACACGGGAACGUGCCAGGAUGAGCCUGAACCGCUGGAUGACUGGAACCGCAUUGCCGAGCUCCAGCAGCGCAACCGAGUGUGCCCCCCUCAUUUGAAGACCUGCUACCCACUGGAGUCCAGGCCUUCCCAGUCACUCACAACCAUCACAGACGAGGAGAUGAUGACUGGCGACCCGAAGGAGACCCUCCGGCGUGCCAGCAUGCUGCCUUCUCAGAUUGCCGAGGGCCCGACCACCCGCCGCAGCACCCUCAGUUCCACUUGGGCAGCAGGAGGGGUUGCCACCCGACAGCAGAGGAAGCGCCUCUCAGAUGAAUCCCAGCACGGCCCCGGGACCCCCGAGUCCAAGAAAUCUGCCAGCUGUUUCCCACGGCCACAGACCCCCAAAGGGCGGGCCGAGGAACGCAAGCACAGCGCCCACGCCGGAGGCAAGAAGGCCAAAGCCCCGGCAGCUGACAAACAGACAGACAGGCGCCAGUCACUGGCCUUCAGCAUUCUGAAUACACCGAAGAAACUGGGCAACAGCCUUCUGCGCCGUGGGGUGAACCGCAAAGUGACUCCGAAGAACUCGCCCCGAGGAGGGACCCGGAGAUCCCCCAGGACAUCUGUGUCUCCCAAGGGCAAGGCAAACUCCAGGUCGCUGAGGAACACAAAGUUCUGACAUGGUUUGUUCUGAUGGAAAAGACCCCCAUCUUCUGUGUCUCCCCAGAGGAAAGGGUGCAAGGUGCCAGCGCUGCCCUGCCUCUGCCACCAGCUAAGUUGCCAGCAACCGCACCACCUCCUGUCGUCUCCCCUUCCAGCUCUCCCCAGGAGUCAGAGGAUGCCCAUGUUUAAAAGAAGAAGAGGAAAUUGUUAGGAUGCCACUGGGUGCGGUGACACCUUAUCUGUCCCCCUCCGCCCGCCUGCCCACCCGCCCGCAUGCAUGAUCACCCUGUGUGUGAGGCAGCAAACCUGUUCAGAUGGAGGAAUGAGCAGGUGGAGGGGCGCGUUCCCCCUCCUCGAUUGCAGUGUGUAUGUGCUGGUUAUUUUUGCUGGUGAAAGGGGGCAAACCCCCCAACCAUUCCAUGCUCCAGCCUUGAAUCGGCCUCUGCUCAAACUGUCCAGAUUCCGCAGUCCAGCCUCCCCAGGUAGCGGUGAGCCUCAGCGGGUGGCAGAAACGCCUGCCACACUGACCAAACCAAGAAGGGAUUGGGGGCGGUGGGCGGGUGGAUGGGGAGGUGUUCCUGCAGGAAUGGGAGGUUCUGCUUCCGUGCUGGCGCGUCCACCUCCCUCUGGCUUUAGGCUCUGUGGGGGCGACCCCUCCGCCUCCUCCUCCGAAGCUCGGCUUUCCACUUCUGGUCCCUUCUUGCUGGCUAAGGGAGCCUCGGGCAACCUGAGCCGGCCCCACAGAGUACAAAAGAGCUCUUGGAGGCUGCCCAGCUGCUGCGCUGCCCCUCCCCCCUCCUGCCCCCUCCCCUCUCGUGUACAUUCUUCCCUUUGCAAGAAGGUUCCGGGGGCAAAGCGGCCCCUUUCCAGACUCCUUGGUGGUUGGGGCCCCAGCCGUCCAUCCAGAGCUGGAGAAGGGAAGGGUUCCGGCAGAGGCCCAAGAGCGUUCGCUGCGCCCCUUUGCCACCAGGAGCCUGAGGCCGGAUCCCUGCAGGGCCCCGGAGCUUCUCCUGCACACGCUUCCCCACCACCUUCUUUGAGAGCUGGACUGGCUUUGCCCGAGGGGUGUGUGUGUGUGUGUGGCUUUUUCGCAGGACGGUAGUGGCUAGAGGAUCUCCGAGUGGUUUUGGAAGGGGACAGAGGCGGACGUCUUAAAGGCUUCUUUCUGAUGGGGGUGAGCGGGCAGAAGGACCUACUUUGUUCAGGCUGGGCAUACACCUCCCCUCCCUUUAUUUUGCAGGCUUUCCAUAGCUGUGUUGCUUUGUAUUGUACUCUGUAGGCGCUGCGGUGGGGGAGCCUUCAGUGUGGUGUUCCACUUGAAGGGAGGGAGCAAGGGCUUCAUGGCUGUUGGAGGGGGAGUUUCCCCCCUUCCCCCAGGGCCUGGAAAGGACUGGCUGAAAGUGGGCGCUCCUCUUCCAGGGGAAGGGCCCACUCCAGGAGGAAGCUCCCCCUUGAAAUGAACAAGAGCUCUUUGGAGCCACACUCUCAACCUAGCACGGCACUCCUUCAUUUCAGUGGGGCUGGUGCGGGAGAGCAUCCCACUCAGCAUCACAACAGAGCAGUCCCCUCCUUCCGAUCCAUGUGGGGCUCUGUUCUCCCGUUUUCUGGAGGCCCCCAGAGACCAGCUGGCCGCCUCAGUGCCGCAUCCUCCAGCAUGUGGCAGGAAGGAAGCGGCAGAGCAAGCAGGAGGGACCUGCCUGGCAGGUGGGUUCUUUGCCUAGCUUUGGGGUCAGUACCAACGUGUGGAGUCGGUAAGGAGGUGGCCGGUGGUGGGGUUGGCUCCUUGAGUGAGUGGCCCUGGUGAGUUGGUUCCUGGGCUGGAUGAAGGGGGGGGGACACGGCCUGAAUUCGCCCUCCACUUGCAGCUCUCUAAUAUUCAUUCGCCUUUGUAGAGAGAUUAGAAAUCAAAUGUGUCAUUUUAAAUAAUGUUUCUACUUGUAAAUAAAUGGUAUUUUUCUCCCAA